AUAACCACAGCUCAGCACUUCCCUGGACCACUGGGACACAGCGGAGGUUCAGGGCCAGAGGAGAGAUGACGACAGGCUGUGUGGGGGCCACCUUGGAGCCAGAGCACAACUUCCAGGAGCACACUGAAGAGGACACUGAGGGCCUCAGCUCAGAGCCGCACCACGAGGACCAUCUAAGCCUCACCACGGAGCUGCACCAGGAGGACCAUCUGAGCCUCACCACAGAGCUGCACCACGAGGACCAUCUGAGCCUCACCACGGAGCUGCACCACGAGGACCAUCUGAGCCUCACCACAGAGCUGCACCAUGAGGACCAUCUGAACCUCACCGCGGAGCUGCACCACGAGGACCCUCUGAAAAAGCCUCGCCGGAAAGACACACCUGUGCUCAACUCUCCACCACACAUACCAGGUGUGCGUCAGAUGAAAGCAGAGAAGAACACGGUGUACUUAGAGGACCAGGAGAAGGAUGUUGGGGAUUAAACUCUUCACUGCUUUUUAGAACAUGUGUUUUGUAUUGUUGACAAAGUUUUUAUGUGCACUGUUUAUUUAGCCCUACAACCUAUACAGACUUUUAUGGCACAACACCAUACCCUAUACCAGCAAGUAAAUGUAUAUGUAACAUUGCAUUAACUCCUUGCAAAAAAUCCUGAAAAAAAACAAACAUUGCAUUUGCAUUUGUGUCACUUAUUUAUUGUUAUUGAUUAUUUUUUUGAAAAGACACUGGAACGUACUACAUUAAAAUGCCACAGGUUCAAAAAUGGCAAGGUUACAGAAGUAGCUCACCACCAGCACAAGGGCAAACUGCAUUUUUCUAGAGGAAUCCAUAACCCUCUUCACACUUUUAGUUAAAAUGAGAUAUAUUUUUAAUAAAUAUGCAACUAAUUAUGAAUAAGUAUGUUGUGUUGUUCAGUAAGAUGCUGGGGAGAGCUGCAUCUGUAGACUUUUGUUUUUAUUAUUCAUUCUUCAAAGAUGCAUGUUAAUAUUACACCAGAAGUUGAACGGUACCAGAACUGAUCCCUGUGGAACCCCUAAUGUUUAUUUCAAUCAUAUACAAAUCCACAGUGCUCUCAGAGAAGACAAUCAGAACAGAACUUUGUUAAAAUAAAUACAGACACAUUUCAUUACCUCAUAAGGACACAUGAUUCUGUGCGGCUGAAUGGCUUCAUGGUAGAGCAGCGGCACAUAUGCAGUUUGCUGAAUGUCUUUACUACUCUCUUCUCAUGUUUGUAGUAUACUCUGUCAUAUCAAAUAAAGCCUUAUAUGGCCAUAAUAUUAA
Molecule: messenger RNA, 1278 nt
Organism: Periophthalmus magnuspinnatus
Lineage: Eukaryota; Metazoa; Chordata; Actinopteri; Gobiiformes; Gobiidae
Gene: ppp1r17
Product: protein phosphatase 1 regulatory subunit 17
Exons: 4
Coding region: 66-482 (138 amino acids)
Source: RefSeq, a predicted model, not a curated record